CAAAAAUCUCAGCGAUUUCACCGAUCAUGCCACAGGCAGAUCCGUCUACUCGCUUCUUCUUUCUCGAAUUGACCCUAUCUCAUCCGAAUCGAAUCAGAAAAAAAGAAGAAAUGGUUUGGAAUCACCCAGAAAUCUCCAAGGAAGAUUUCACGAAGAUACUGAAAGGGUUUGUGGAUUUACUCAUCCUCGCAUCUGGGUUUCAAUCUUCUGGCCUUCCCGCUCAUUGGGACGCCGAGAAUUGCAAAAAAUCUCUUCACUGGGGUCUCUUCUUCGAAAACAUGUUAAGAAGUGUAAAUAUCUCAGACCCAUCUGGAGAAACUGUGAGAGAGGUUGAGGAAGCUAUAUUUGAGAUUAAAUCUAACCCCUUGUUCCCAAAGGGUCUGGAGAAUCUGUCGUUAGAUAGUCUUUUAAAGGGGAAAGAGUUUGUUUUGGAGCAUUUGAUGAAUAACUCGACGUUGGAGGAUAAGCAACUCCAAGCUGUUCUGGUUGCAGCUGUGGAGAGUGGUGAUGGUAUUGCAGAUGUGAUUGAUGGGAAGCUCUGUGAGAGGCAAGUUGUUGUGUCGUGUGUAUCAGCGCUUGAGACAGGUUUGAAGAUCCUUUCUAAAAACGUAGAGGAAAAAGAGUUGUUGCUACGGAAAGAAGACAAGGAUACAGCUUUGUUGAGUGGGGGAGAACAGUCUAUUGAGCUUGUAACAUGGAACAAAUGGCAAUCGAAGAGUCUGUCUUAUUUUCUGAGUAAGAGAACAUUGAGAUUGGUAUCGGGAGCCAGCUUGAUAUUUUCUGCACCGAGAGAUCAGUGGGGAGAAGUGUUGAGAAGGUUGCACUUUUCAGCUGAGAACAAAGAAGAGAUAUUCGUGGAAAAGAUUGAGGUAUUGUUACUAGGAUGCGUGACAAGCAGAUGGACUAAUUUAAUCGAAGGUAUCAUGUCAGUUUCUUACAAAUCUGUCACUUUGUCAGAACAAUACGAGGAGUUGUGCAAGCUACUUCUUCAAAGAUCUGAAGGGUUAAAACAGAAUGAGAUCGCUUUGAAUUCAAAGGUCGAAGAGAUUCUUGAGUAUCUAACAGAUAUAUUAAAGAAUCGUUCUCAUCGCCUCUGGAAAUUGCCUUCUGCCCUUACCGCAGCUGCAAUUCCACCAUGGUCACCAUUGUUUGGUUUAUAUUUUGGCGAAAUAGAGAAACGGUUGAAACUAGACGUCUCAACAACAAGAUGUUGUAGCUGCGAUAAAGAUUUAAACCAGCAUAAGGACUGUGAGCUCGUGGAAAGGGUUUGGUGCUUGUACGUAUUCCAUAUUGUCUGCAGAGGCCACCUAACAACUUAAUGGGCCUUAUAUCAUACAAGAAUAUCAUCAAAAGAUCAUCCUGAUGUAGUUUUUUUUGUGGUUUCUAGAAUUUUCGUUUGCUUGUAGAUG
Messenger RNA from Eruca vesicaria subsp. sativa (arugula), 1409 nucleotides. The record is from the annotation of a GenBank genome assembly. NCBI's taxonomy places the organism in Eukaryota, Viridiplantae, Streptophyta, Magnoliopsida, Brassicales, Brassicaceae.